UAAAUAAAAAACAUAAUUUUUUUUAACGACAGUAAAAUGAUAAGUGUUAAACAUAGAUGAGAUAUAGAAACACAUGAUGCAGAAUGCAUUGAGCGUUAAGUUUAUGCUAUAUUUCAUCUAAAAUUAGUAACAAAGAUAAGUAAGCAGAUAAACGGGUAAAUAAUAAUUAUUAUUAUUUUAUUCUCUUUCACAUUAAUUUUUAUUCCGUAUCUUUCUAUUCUUAAGUCUAUGACACGGUGACACGAUAUCGCACGCGCAGUAUUACUUAGGUGGUGAAGAAGAAAGGAUCGGAGGAGGUUAAUCAUUUUUCUUUUUCGUUCAAUUGCAAUAUAUACAUAAAUAGUGAGACAAGAUAACAGAUAAAAUCACAAUUGUGCCAUUAAAAUUCUAUUCACUGUGACAAUUGUUAAAAGGGACGAAAAGGGAACUCGUAAUUUAACAUUUGUUCAUCGUGAUUUGAAGUGCAUAGAGAAUAUGUUUAAAAUGCAUUAUAAAUAAUUAUCUACUUAACUAGUUUUAAUUGCAUCAACAAAUGCAAUUAUAAGUGACAUUAAUUGAGAAUCUCUCAGUUAUAACAUACAUGCCACGUAAACGAAGAAAAAAGUUAGAUACAUGAAAGUAUGAUAGAAAUAUAUAAGUUAAUGCGAUAAAGCGAUCAAUUUAUCGAGCUUCUGGUUUUAUAAUUAAAGUGUAUAAAUGAUGGCACCCACAAAAGACAAAUGGGUGAGGCGUUUUAUUAUUCCAGAAAUAACACGACAUAAAAAAGGAUUUACUAUUUACAAAGUCACAUCUGUGGUAUUUUUGAAAAGCUCUCAUGAAGAAGUUUCUAAAAUAUCUGUAUGGAAACGUUAUAAUGACUUUAAGAAACUUCACUCAGAAUUAAAUGCACUAUAUUCACAGUCUAAAAUCAAGGAAAGCUUUCCAUCAUUUCCAAGGCCAAAAUUUUUUGGUAGAUUUGAAACUGAAGUUAUUGAAGAAAGAAGACAAUGUGCAUUAAAGUUUUUAGAAUUUAUAGGAAGGCAUUCGUAUUUAUAUUCUAGUGAUAUUUUCAUAAAAUUCUUUGAAACUAGUCAUGGAGAUUAUUUAAAUGAUUGCUCUCAAUCCCUUAGUUCUGAUACAUCUGCAGAGGAAGAUCGUCAUACUUAUAUAAAUUCUCUGCCUAAUGAUGUUUCUCAGAAUAUUCUUCAAUCUAAAACUUCUUUGACAAAUUCAUCUAUUUGUAAAAAUGAAAUAAAGCAAUCUCAAGAAAUAUCUGAAUCUAGAGAACAAAGUUUACCACAAAAUAAUUUAAGUCAUGAAACUAAGAAAAUAUCCAUGACAAAAAGCACAUAUAACAAUUUGCUAAUAAAAGACAAUGAUCCAAAUAAAAUUAUCCCUAAAUUAGGGGAUAAUCAGUUAGUUUGUAAUAAAAAGAACAAUUGCUAUAAAGAUAAAAAUUGUAAUGUUAAGAACAAUUCUCCAAUUGUACAAACAUCAGACACUAACAUAAAUACUGAGACUACUAUUGAUGAUAUAAAUUCUUCAAUAAAUAAUCAUGAUGGUUCUUCAAUAAAUACUCAUGAUGGUUCUGACCUAUGUCAAUCAUGGACAGAUUCAUUACAAUAUAUUUUAGUUGCAGCUGCACAUAUGAAUGCAGCUUUUAAGCAUGAAGAUCUUACAGAGUAUGAAGAAGCAUUCACUCAAUAUAAAAUGGGAAUCUCUAGUCUUCGAUCUGGUGUAGAAACUGAUACAAACAAAAUAAGAGCAGAAAUAAUUAAAGAAAAAAUAACAAAAUAUUUAGAACGUGCUGAAAAGCUUUAUAACAGAUAUUUAAAUUGUAAUAUUUCAGUGUUGAAUAAACCUAUAUCAGAACUUCAAUAUUAUAAAGUAUUGAAAAUAAUAGAAUCAGUAAUGCUUGUAAAGGACAUUCGUCAAAAUAGCCUUAAUAUUGUAAAGGCCAUAGAAAAAUUAUCUUCAAAUAAAGAAAGUAUAAGUAAUUACAUAUUACGUGGUGAAGUACCAUACAUGGUCCGUUUACAUGCAUGUGUUGAAACAGAAACAAGCGUGUUCUUGAUUUUACAACAUUUGCGUCGUGGAAAAUUAUGGGAUUUUAUAACAUCACAUUAUAAUUCCAAUAAUAAAAAUUGUGAUAAAGAAAUUGUAAAAGAUGAUAUUGAAAAAACAAUCAUUGGUAGUGAUAAUAUUUUAGGGAAAAAUGAUGUAAAUGAAAUUGAAAGCAUUAAACUCAAAGAAAAUUUAAGACUUAUAAGUACAAAUACCAAAGUACAAAUGGACAUACAUUCGAUACAUUCUUCUACGGUAGAAGAAAAUUAUGAAAAAUAUACCAAUGUAUCUACUACACAAUUAUUAGAGAACGCACAAAUACUAUUACAAUCGGUUAAUGCCACUUUAGAAGAAAGUAAUUCUGUUGUAAAUCGAUUGUGUGAAUCGGACUGCUUAAAUCAUCAAAAUAAUACUUCGUUAUUCAAUUUUAAAAACAGUAUAUAUCAGACAAAAAGUUGUAAUGAAGUGUCAGCAGAUAUUAAUAAUAUAUCAUUAGAAAUUGACAGUAAAAAUAAAUCCAUUGCAAAUGAAAAAAUACCUGGAAAAAAUGUGAUAACUUCUAAUUAUUUGUCACAGAAUAACAUUACAAAUACGAAAAGUCAGUUUAACAGUGCUAAUUCAUCAUUAAGCAAUAGUUACAAAAAUCUUAAUUUUGAAAAAAAAGAAUCAACAACUUCUCCAACAGAUAGUCUAAAGGCAGAUAAUACAUUUUUUGCAAUAGAAAAUAAAAAUGAUAUUUCAAAAGAACAUGAAUUAGAUGAAUUAAUAGAAAUUCAUAAUCAACUGGAAACGAAUAAUUAUUGCAUAUCAAAUAAUCAGCAAUCACUUCCAAUAAAAUCAACAAAAAACAAUAAUGUAGACUCUGAACAAGUACUUUGGACAAUACCAGAAAAUGUUAUUCGUCUUUGGGCUGCUGAAAUACUUUUAGCGCUAGAAGCAUUACACCAGCAAGAAGUUAUUGUAUUUGAUUUAAAACCCGAUAAUUUAUUGCUCGAUGACAACGGGCACGUGCAAUUGACAUAUGUUGUACCUCGUCACGAUAUAGAUUUAUUAAAAUACAAGUAUCCAUACUCAUCGCCCGAAUUAUGCACGUUUUCACCUAUGAUUGUUCUGACACCAGCUACAGAUAUUUGGAGUUUUGGCAUUAUAUUAUAUGAAUUAAUAGUAGGAAAUAAAUUUCAAGCAAAGCAUUCAGGAAUAUUUCAGUCACAUUCCAUAGUUAACAUUCCUAGCAAGCUUUCAAAAAAUGCAAAAUCUUUGCUUAUUAAUAUUUUAAAAUACGAACCAAAUGAAAGGAUGACAAUAUCCGAGAUAAAACAACACCCAUUCUUCAAAGACGUUAAUUGGUCAAAUUUGGUAAAUGCACUCUAAAACUAUAAGAACUUGGUGCUUAUUGCAUUUUUAGAGAAUGUAUCGAUAUUUAAAAAAUUCCUAUAAAUAAUGGAUUCUUUCAAAAACAAAAAUUUGAUUCUUUUGAAUAAGAUAUAUUUGAACAGUAUUUUA
This is a messenger RNA of Frieseomelitta varia, 3546 nucleotides long. RefSeq names its product ribosomal protein S6 kinase delta-1. Gene Ontology annotation, molecular function: phosphatidylinositol binding; ATP binding; protein kinase activity. Gene Ontology annotation, biological process: protein phosphorylation. The coding region runs from base 697 to 3414 and encodes 905 amino acids. Lineage: Eukaryota; Metazoa; Arthropoda; Insecta; Hymenoptera; Apidae. The transcript is spliced from 6 exons. The record is from RefSeq and is a predicted model, not a curated record.